ACUCAUCAUAUAUACACAUACAUAACUAACUAUACAUUUAGUUCUAAUUCUCCCUCCUUGAUUAAGAUCGAUGGCCGUCAUGAAAACUUUCGUAUAUCUUUCUUCUUCCCCUAUAGCUCACCAAAACUCCAUAUUUAUAUCAUCACUGCCGAGCCUAUAAAUCGAAAAAAAUAUAUUUAUUUUCUUCUAUGUCGAUCAUGGCUCGUUCAUUAUUAUCUAUAACUUCAUUUCCUUCAUCUCGUCGUAAUCUGAGUGAAUUAAAAGGACUAUUUUGGAUACCCACAGGCUUUCUUCUCGGCAUAUAUUUCUUCAUUUUCUUCCAUGUCUCUUCAACUAUGAAGCUGGUUGUUCGGGAUUAUCCUCACCAUACUCAUUUUUACAUCACCCCGAAACUUAGUAGCUCUUUCAACAACAUCACUUCGCUUGCCGCGAAUUCUUCGAGAAAAUACGUUGUUCAGAUCGAUCAACGCGACGAAAUCGAAAUUUUGCAUUUUAAUACUUCGGAACCAUUGUUGAUACCUCGACCUGAACCUGAGAUUAUUGCUUCCACAGAAAGAAACGAGAGCUCCGAUGACAUUUAUACUCAACGUUUCAGGAGAGUUGACCAAGAGAUCACAAAAGGUGAAGAAUUGAAAAUUGAGGAGGAUAUAUUUCAUGACAGAAAUUUAUUUCUAGAGGACUACAAAGAAAUGAAUUCGAGUUUAAAAAUAUUUGUGUACCCCCACAAGCCCAACCAUCCAUUUGCAAAUGUACUCUUGCCAUACAAAUUUGAACCGGGUGGCAACUACGCGAGCGAAAGUUACUUCAAAAAAGCUCUUAUGACGAGCCAUUUUAUUACCAAUGACCCAUCUGAAGCAGACUUGUUUUUCCUACCAUUUUCCAUUGCAAGUCUGAGACAUGAUAAAAGAGUUGGCGUUGGUGGCAUUCAAGAUUUUAUUCGAGAUUAUAUUUAUGAAAUUAGUCAUGAGUAUCCGUACUGGAAUCGGAGCGGGGGAGCUGAUCAUUUCUAUGUUGCUUGUCAUUCCAUUGGAAAGAUGGCGAUGGAGAAAGCUGUGGAAGUGAGAGGCAAUGCCAUUCAGCUUGUUUGUUCCUCUAAUUACUUUUUGCAAGGGUAUGUUCCUCAUAAAGAUGCAUCAGUGCCUCAGAUAUGGCCUAGACAAGGAGACCCUCCUAAUCAACCACCCUCUAAAAGGAAAACGCUUGCAUUUUAUGCUGGAGCUAUGAACUCUCGAGUGCGCGAGAGUCUUGUUGGUCUUUGGAAAAAUGACUCAGAAAUUUCGGUUCAUCAAAACAGGUUGAAAACACCAUACCAUGAAUCACUUCUUGGAAGCAAAUUCUGUAUCCAUGCUAAAGGUUUUGAAGUGAACACGGCUCGUAUAGGUGAUGCUCUGUAUUAUGGCUGUGUUCCCGUGAUAUUAGCAGAUCAUUAUGAUCUUCCCUUUGCUGAUACAUUGAAUUGGAAGAGCUUUUCUGUCGUUGUUUCGACUGCAGAUAUACCAGAGUUGAAGAAGAUACUGAAGGAGAUUGAAUUUGAAGAGUAUGUAAAGUUGCAGAAGAAUGUGAUGGAAGUGCGGAAUCAUUUUCAGUGGCAUACAUUUGCUGUGAAUUAUGAUGCUUUUUACAUGGUUAUGUAUGAGUUGUGGCUUAGAAGAACUACAAUUAGGGUUUAUUAAUUUUUUCUGGUUAUGUAUAGUUAAUGAGCAUAAUUGUUUGAGUAAAAGACAGAGUGGUGGUUAUAGUUUUUCAAA
Daucus carota subsp. sativus is the source of this 1748-nucleotide messenger RNA. Its product is annotated as probable glycosyltransferase At5g11130. Bases 189 to 1673 code for a protein of 494 amino acids. NCBI's taxonomy places the organism in Eukaryota, Viridiplantae, Streptophyta, Magnoliopsida, Apiales, Apiaceae. The transcript has 3 exons. The record is from RefSeq and is a predicted model, not a curated record. Gene Ontology annotation, molecular function: glycosyltransferase activity.